CUGUCAACAAAAGCAAAAACAAAAGAAAACGACAACAGAAAAUCAGCAGUUUUUUUUCUUUUCUUCCAGCAACAUUUUCCAAGUUUUUCACGAAAAAAACAAGUAAAGUUCGGCUGUGCUAUUUGGAAAUGAGAAAAUAGUGUGCUAACAGCAGCGAACAGCAAAAGAUGGAAGGUGACAGAUUCCUAAUGGCCGCGGGAGUGACGGCUGCUGUCGUCGUCGGCGCUUUCGUAUUCUGGGGCCCCUCUGGCAACUCUCGAUUGCGGCAGAGGCGCGGUCAGAUCGCCGGAUUGCAUAACUUUGGCAAGACCUGCUUCCUGAAUACGUUGCUUCAGGCUUUGGCCGCUUGCCCGCAGUUUAUCGCCUGGUUGCAGUUGCACAACACCAAGGACAAGAAAACGUUGGUCAGCUCGCUGCAGAAUGUGCUGGAGGUGGUCAAUGGGACACAUCCAACGUUACGUGGCGAUCCGUAUUCCCCGGGAGCGGUCAUCCGGGCGUUGAACGCCCAGGGCUGGGUCAUUCCACCGGAUGAACACGACACCCAUGAGCUGUUGCACGUUUUGCUGAAUUCCCUGGAGGAGGAAGUGACGAAACCGAAGAAGAUCGGAUGUCUGUCGGAUGCCCUGGGGGAGGAGGAACUGAGGGCGAUGAUGCCUCCGGCUAGACCUUCCAGUGCCAUGCUGUCGGACUUUUGCAACGCAGAGUAUGACGAAUCUACUAAUUUGACUCGAUACGUUCGAUCGGAAGCGCACACUCCGGACUCGCCCCAUUCGACCUGCACGGAAACGGAGGAUUCGAUGGCGGGAUUGGAAGGCUCGUUAAUGGAUUGCGCUGGAUCACCACCUUCGAUCAUUUCUACGUUCUCCGGACGACCGAGCAGACCGAAAUCGAUCUUGGCUACGGACAUGAGUCGCAACGGGACGCUGGACAAGCGAUCGUCCGGAUCUUGCAGGUCCCUGGAAAGGCUGACCCGUGGUCCGGGAAGGGUUUCCGUCUGGGGAGAUCGUAAACAGAUUCAAGUGCCCCAUCCGUUCCGGGGCGGUCUAAGCAGUCAGUUGUGCUGCUCCGGCUGCGGAUACAAAUCCGUUGUCCGUUACGACAAAUUCGACAGCGUCACACUUUCCCUACCGGAAAUCAAGAACCCGGGCAUUUCCGUGGGAAGUCUUCUGACCGAAUUCAUCCAACCCGAAACCCUGAACGGAGUGCAGUGCGAAUCGUGCAAUGAAACGACCACACACACGAAAACCCUCACCUUCAGCAAGCUUCCUGCUUGCCUAUGUAUUCACAUUGCCCGGACGACGUGGCUUCCGACGGGGCAUGCCUACAAGCGGCAAGACUUCGUCCACUUCCCGGAAACGCUCUCGAUGGCACCGUACAGUUUCGUGCAGCCCAGUUUGAACAGUGCCAUGAGCACCCCGUGGGGAUCGACUAUGUCUCUGUACUCGGCCAGUUUGGGGGCGGCUGCCUACGAGGCAACGAUCGGCGGCGGAGGAGCGCCAACGGAACAGAACACCCCAGUCGGAUCGGUUGGGAGUGCGUUCAAUUUUGGGUCGUACACCUUUGGCGCUAUGUUCCCGAAAAAUCUGUACCGGCUGCUGGCGGUGAUUGUGCACUCGGGCGAAGCCAACAGCGGACACUUUGUCACGUAUAGGCGAGGGGCGCUACGGAAUUCUCACAAGUGGUACUACACGUCGGACACGGUGGUCAAGGAGGUGACCAUCGAAGAGGUGCUGAGCACUCCGGCGUACAUGCUGUUCUACGAUCGGGGACCGUCUUCGAAGUAUACCCAGCCGGGAGGCGGCGGCGGAGGAGGAGGCCACGGCAUGUCCGGGACGUCCGGUUGAACGUCCCAAUUCCUAGCACUGAGAGAGCGAGGCGAUAUGGUAAGUUCGUAGAGAAUCGUAGUGACGUUACGCAAUUUAAGCAAUUACGCGGCGACUAGUCCGGGUAUGGUUUUAAGAGAUUUCCAAAGAAUUUCAUAAGAUGGGGGGAGGGAACUACUAUUUCCACCGGAUCGAUAUUAUAAACGAAGAAGAUUUAUUGAAAUCGCGAACAGGAAACGGUCGACUAACUACAGAAUUUAAACCAAUAUAGAAACUAUUUCAAAACUUCAGGCAUUUAUUUGAAGACUUGUGUCGAAAGCACCAGCCAUUUGUCUAUUCUAUACUUAAGUUUUUAGUUGUAGAAAAAAAAAUGAAAAAUAUUGAAUGUGUUGAAUGUUGAACUAGACUAACUGUAAAUACAUUUUAAACUGCCGUUCUAAGCAUAAAUGUUUCGUCCUGAUUAAUCUACCUUGUAUUUGUUUAGCGAAAUUUCUACUCCCUUUAGCUUGAUUUCUUGUUAGUGCCAUACCCUUUGAGUGCUUCAAACGAUUCGAACUCAUUGCAAUAAAAAUAAUUACUGAGAAUGUAUCGA
Molecule: messenger RNA, 2415 nt
Organism: Aedes aegypti (yellow fever mosquito)
Lineage: Eukaryota; Metazoa; Arthropoda; Insecta; Diptera; Culicidae
Gene: Usp30
Product: ubiquitin carboxyl-terminal hydrolase 30 homolog
Exons: 3
Coding region: 168-1844 (558 amino acids)
Biological process (GO): protein deubiquitination
Cellular component (GO): nucleus; cytosol
Molecular function (GO): cysteine-type deubiquitinase activity; cysteine-type endopeptidase activity
Source: RefSeq, a predicted model, not a curated record